Messenger RNA from Triplophysa dalaica, 2906 nucleotides. RefSeq names its product E74-like factor 2a (ets domain transcription factor) (gene elf2a). Gene Ontology annotation, molecular function: DNA-binding transcription factor activity, RNA polymerase II-specific; sequence-specific DNA binding. The record is from RefSeq and is a predicted model, not a curated record. Gene Ontology annotation, cellular component: nucleus. Gene Ontology annotation, biological process: regulation of transcription by RNA polymerase II; cell differentiation. Lineage: Eukaryota; Metazoa; Chordata; Actinopteri; Cypriniformes; Nemacheilidae.
GGUUGCUGCGCAGUUCGUCGGUCAGAUCUUGCUAACUGGAGGCCUGAAACCAGCGACGCAAAACAUUGCAAACGAAACCAAAGCAGCAUGCAAACUCGCAGAUUUUCUUUCAAUUUUAGAUUACUUAAAUAGACGUAUAUUUAUUUCAUUCAUGCUUGCGCUUCGUCGGAAAGAAUCCUGCGCAAUUUGAGCUGCUAUAGCGCUAUCCAGUCCAUCUGUCAUUAGCAUGAUUAGCAUGCUAACCGUAUGACAGAGUGCAUUCAACCGACCUAAGUUGGUUCAAACGACAAGAAACAACGAUUAAAGGCUUGGACAUCACUCAAGGUCAUCAGCAGGGACCAGUGAAUAUUUGCAGUUUUGACACAGAGGAAUGAGUCAUGACCUCAGUGGUGAUUGUAGAUGGAGGAGGGAAUAUACUGGAGUAUGUUGCUGGAGAUGAGGAGGCACAGCAGGAGGUUUGUCCUGAAGGGGUAGAGCCUGAUAUAGAGAAUGAGUGUCCUGCAGUGAUAGUGGAGCAGGUGAAUAGUGCAGAAGUGGAGCAGUGCUAUGCUGCUCAGGUAUUGGUCUAUGAUGAUCAGAAUACCUAUAUGGUCCAAGAUGUGGCUGAAGAACAAGUGGUGGAAACUGAGUUGCAAGAGAUGGAAGAAGUGGAGGACUCGGUACAUGACAAAACUAUUGAAGCAGCCGAAGCACUGCUGCACAUGGAUUCACCUUCCAGUCUGCAUGGGGAUCGCAAUGCAGAGGAGCUUUUUUCUGAGGUGGAAGUGGAGGUGAGAACUGAGGAUAUUGGACCUGCUACAAAGGACAUUGUUGUUCUACAGCAGACAGAAUUACAGAAGAAGAAAAGAGGACGAAAACCUAGAACUCCACGAAAUAGCUCUGAUGGUUCACUGGAUCUGGUCUAUAAGAGGAAAUCAAAAGAUAGCAAGGGUUCGACUACUUAUCUAUGGGAGUUCCUGUUGGACCUCCUGCAGGAUAAGGAAACAUGUCCAAAAUACAUAAAGUGGACUCAGAAAGAGAAGGGCAUUUUCAAGCUUGUGGAUUCCAAAGCGGUGUCUAAAUUAUGGGGCAGACAUAAGAAUAAACCGGACAUGAACUACGAGACAAUGGGGAGAGCACUCAGGUAUUACUACCAGCGGGGCAUUUUAGCAAAAGUAGAAGGCCAAAGACUCGUGUACCAGUUUAAGGAGAUGCCGAAAGAUAUUGUCUUCAUAGACGACGACGACGAUGACAGCAUUGAUGAAGGACAGAAAGAAACUCCAGCUGUUAAUCGCAGCAAUCAGAAGGGCAAAGUGGAAGUGGUCUCUUCCUCUUCUGCUUUGCCUAAAAUCAUCAACCUAACCUCGGGACAAGAUGCAUAUAUAACCCUGCAGCAGGUCGACCGCCAACUCAGCACAGCCCCUGGGAUGGUAAGGCUGGCCAUGCAAGUCCCUUUUCUCAUGACAUCACAGGGUCAGAAAAUCUCCACAUUAUCUGUCAACUCUCCCACUGUUCGCUCUCAAUUCCUCCCCGCUUCCAGCUCAUUUGUGGGAGGCAACACCACAGGCAAAGUGCUUCUCCAGGCUGUGCCGACGCUAGUACCAGCACAGGGCCAAAGCGGCGAGAGAAUCACCUUGCAGCUCAUCACCCUUCCCACUUUACCUGGCAAGGGUGGCACUCCCAUCUCACUGAGCACGCUUUCCCCUGUGACCACAACCACCAACUCCCAAGUUCUGAAGCUUGCCGUCCCCUCUAAUAUGGCUGCACCUGGAACCUCAGGUGCUGUUACUAUGGUGACCUCGCAGCCAGCGGUGACUGUGGUGCCAAACAAACAGCCUGCAAUGUCUCUACAGGAUGUGACUAUUGUAAAGGUCGAGACUUCUGAAGUUACGGUUGACAGUUCUGCAGGGACCACUGCAGUUACACAGACAAUCCCCACAAACACAGAGAGCUAAAAAAACAUUGACACACAGGAACCAAUAACAGUUGUGAUGCAGAUGCUAAUAGAGAAAGUUGUAAUGAAAAACAUCCAGGGUCUUGGAAUGGUGGCUGUGUCUUAUGUGAAAUGGAUGAUCCAGCACUACAGCUCAGACACUCCCCCACACUAUAACCACCUUGUGUAGCCUCAAACCAGGGUUAGACAUUUGAAGGCUUUUUUUCUUCCUUUCCUUACGUAAAUGUGUUAAAGUCCUGCUUUGUUAUAGCAAAGUGUCUGUGCUGUGAUGCUGUAGGAAUUAACUUCACUUGGUGCUAAAGAUUGUAAGUCACAUGGGUGAAGAGAGGCCACCAGCUGAGUUGCUUGUGCUCACCUGGAGCAUGUGAGAAUCUGCAUAUACAUACUCGCUGUGGUAGUGAAUGAUAAAUAAAACAAGCAGCCUUAGGUCACCUUUCUCCUGCUCAUUGUUUUUUUUUUUCUGUAAAUAUGAGAUUUUUUUAUAUUUUAUACCAGGAAGUGUUUUUACAGUUCAAAGGAAACUGUUUUCCGAAGGACAUACAUUUUUUGUGUUUUUCAUUUCAAUCUUUUAAAAUAAUUUUCUCAUGUUUCUCCGCUGUCUCUUUUUUGUGUACCAUGCAUUUGUGGCUUUGUACUUUGUGAAUCACUUUGGUUGAUCAUACAUGUACAGAAAGGGAAAGAAAAUACAGUAUAUUGAAUAUUCAAUAUAUGAAGCAUAUAUUUUGUUGUAUUCUUAUGCUAAAAUGUAUCCUAGUAGAUUUAAAUAUAGAAAACAAAUUAUGCAACAAAAAAAAUUACCUAGCUUUGUUUUUGUUUCAUUUUGUGUGCAAAAAGUAAUUUUGUUAACUGAUCUUCAUGAACUUCUAUAGUUGACCUUUUUGUUUCAGGUCAUAUGACCUAUAUUAGGACUGUCAUAAGUGUGAACAUGAAUAUUUUUAGUUGGACCUUUGGUAAUAAAGUCACUUCAGUACUA